UGGUGAGCACAUUACAAGUCACCGUCACGUGAACUUCCUAUUCACCCGGACGCUACGCUCACUCCGAGUCCUUGGAACCAGGAUGGAGAAGUAUAGUGCCUACAGAGAUCCAGGGACAGGCAUUCAAGUUCAGUAGUCGUUCAAUCCGUGUCUUUCUGGUCGUUAAAGACAUCCUUGCAGCCCUUUCUUACACCAGUACCUCCCCCACAAGCUGGAAAUAAACUUCUGUUCACGGCCUGGUAUCCAUUUGGGGUCAUGCUAGCUGCUAUUAGAACUCUCCUGGUUCUCGUUUCUACCGCGGCGUAUAUUUUUAUUGCUCAUGGAGUGCUGUCCAUCUUUCUAAUUGCACCACCAGUUCACCGGUUGUUGUCCAAAAUCGUCACGUCCCUCAUUUCUCGGCUCAUACUUUUCGUAAUUGGGUAUUUUUGGAUCCCAGUGGAGGUUAUUUCGCGGAAGCGUAGCCGCGGAAAUACCUCUCAGGCAUGGAGUCCACGCGCUGGCGACGUUAUUGUUUCCAAUUGGGCCUCUGUUGUGGAGAUCUUAUGGCUGGCGUUUCGCUUCAAUCCAAUAUUCGUUCUUCCUGUACCGGAAACUCCUGUUUCACAUGCUCCAAAUACUCAAUUGACUCCAAUAGCUCAUACACCGGGCAGACGGACAGGCACGGGGUCUGCCAAUAUAGCCUCCACUACCAGAACGGCAUCUGCACAGAUACCCAUUAUCGGGUUUCAAACGGUUUCUUUACUGACUAUGGUUAGGCAGACCGGUUUGGUUCCUCCAUUUCCGUCUCUCACGGGCCAUCAACCGUGUAGUUUAGAAGACAUUCGUCGGACAGCACCUCGCCCCCUCGUCGUCUUUCCUGAGUGUACCUCGAGUAACGGCAGAGGUCUUCUUCGAUUUGCUGAUGUCUUCAAACGCUCUACACCAGUGGCAGAAUUUACUGUAUUUAUUAUGUGUGUUCGAUACGACCCACCUACAACAUUCUCACCAACUCCGACGCUCUCCGUACCAUCACCGUCUUUUAAUCCAUUGCCACAUUUGUUUUCGUUGACUACCUCCAUCACUGUUCCCCAAAUUUCCAUCCGACUGCUGUCGCCAGCUGAAUCACCCAGCUCACCGCUGUUUGUUGCAAGCGAGGUGAUUGGAGACAUGUCGUCAAAGCAGGACCUAUUAACAGAGGCAUGUGCGGUCUUAAUCGCUCAGACAGGUAAACUAAAGAGGAUGUCCAUGGGUUGGGAGGAUAAGGCACGCUUCCUGGACUUUUAUCGAGGUAAACGUACAUGUGAAGAGUACGCAAGAAAGACAAAAUAG
Messenger RNA from Marasmius oreades (fairy-ring Marasmius), 1308 nucleotides. RefSeq lists its product as uncharacterized. The record is from RefSeq and is a predicted model, not a curated record. The transcript has 6 exons. NCBI's taxonomy places the organism in Eukaryota, Fungi, Basidiomycota, Agaricomycetes, Agaricales, Marasmiaceae. The coding region runs from base 256 to 1308 and encodes 350 amino acids.